AUGCAGCACGAACGACAGACCAUCCCGGAUCCUGUGCCUGUGCACCUAUACAAAGCUGGGAGAAAGGCCCGAAUUCCCCUUUCAUGUGACCCUUGCCGUUCCAGAAAGUGUGUAGCUCAACGACCCCGACUCGCGAUGAACGGACGAGCUGCAAGUAUCGAGGCUCUAGAAACACACACGGCACCGAUAGCCCAUGAUCAGAAUAACCAUGAAGAUUUAAUGCAGCACCGGAUAGAGCACCUGGAAGAUUUAGUAAAGAGAAUCAUAGCUCAGGGCCAGAUCGGUCUGCCCACAAAUAUCAACAAGCUGAAACAGACCUGGUCCCAAAGUCAAGAUGACCAGACAAAUCAUGGCCCCCUAUCAUACACGGAGGCUGAUGGAUCCAGCUUGCUCUUUGGCCAAGUCAAACAAAUAGAGAGAGCAGAAGUAUUGGCGACUUUGCCGUCAAAGCUUGAAGUCGAUGAGUUGAUUAGGCAGUUCUUCGAUUAUACGACCUUCCCUCUAUCAGUUCCUCGCCUGCUCUUCUCAAUCCUCGGCAUUGUUAUGCUGUCUUACCAUCAAUGGGAAGAGCCACCAGAGUACGAAGGAGUCUCAGAGUCGCUAUUCCAGCUCUACCGGCUCCGCACAGUCCAGUGUCUCCUCAUUGGUGAUAUUGCUAAAUGCCUACCAUACACAAUCGAAACGCUACGAUUUAACGCAACCGCCGAACUUAAUCGACAAGAUGAUAAUAGCCGCAAUCUAUGGAUUGUGGCAGGAGUAAUAGUUCGGGCCGCGAUAAACAUGGGCUAUCACCGCGAUCCUUCUCAAUUGACCUCCCUUUCUGUUUUGCAAGCAGAGUAUCGACGCCGAGUUUGGAAUGCAGUAAUGCAGAUGGACGACUUGGCCUCGUUCCUAGCUGGCUUCCCCUGUAUGAUGGGAAAUAUCUACUCUGAUACGAGAGAACCACGCAAUAUUCACGACUGGGAAUUAUCUGAAGAGACAACAGUUCUCCCACCUUCGAGACCCUUAAGCGAGUGUACGCCGGUGACCUAUAUAAUUGUCAAGGGAUGUAUAGCUCAUGCUGUUGGCCGCAUCACCGAUUUCAACAAUCUUCCAGGUGAAGGUUCCUAUGAUACUGUACUGAACAUUGACAAAUCCUUGUGUGAAGCAUAUCAGAACAUGCCCUCACACAUGAAGGUUUUUCAAGGCAAGCGAGACUUGAGUUCAUUAAAUCGUCAAUCCGGAAUAUCCGGCGUGCAGCUCGAAUCCCUGUACCACAAAGGAAUUUGUACUCUGCAAAAAUUUAUCGCGAAAGCUAGGUUGGAUCCUCAAUACAAACUUUCUCGCGAGCGAUGCCUCUCCUCAGCCUUGGCAAUUCUAGAUUAUCAGCAUCUGUUAGAUUCAUCCUGGUAUAAGUUUUCAGGAGUCAGGCAGAUGCUCGCUUUCGCCGCUAUGAUAUUGUUUCUCGAGUUGGAACACGGACGCAAGGGCCCGGAUCUUAAACCACCAUAUGAUUGUGCGGUUCUUUUGCAUGCGUUGGAGACAUCUUGCGCCCUUUGGAGUAAUGCGAAAGGGUCUUGUGAGCAGGCCCAUGCGGUAUAUCAGAUUCUAUCUGGUAUACUUUCGAGCUUUCAAACUUCGACGGGGAGUAGCUAUUCUCAGAAAACAAACGGAAGUCCCGAUUCGACGUUUGAAAUGUCAGGACAGAGUUCGCACUUUCAACCACUUGAUCGUGGUAUGUCCAUGGAGAAGGAUAUGUUCCGGAUGUUGAAUGGUGAAAUGGAUAUUGAUUGGGUUGGUGUCUCCCGUCUGUAUGUGCGAAAGUAUUUAUAUACUAAUCCAGGUACAGGCUACAUGGGAUGUGUUCAUCGAAAAAGCAAAUUUUGA
Molecule: messenger RNA, 1866 nt
Organism: Talaromyces stipitatus ATCC 10500
Lineage: Eukaryota; Fungi; Ascomycota; Eurotiomycetes; Eurotiales; Trichocomaceae
Exons: 4
Coding region: 1-1866 (621 amino acids)
Biological process (GO): regulation of transcription by RNA polymerase II; DNA-templated transcription
Cellular component (GO): nucleus
Molecular function (GO): RNA polymerase II cis-regulatory region sequence-specific DNA binding; zinc ion binding; DNA-binding transcription activator activity, RNA polymerase II-specific
Source: RefSeq, a predicted model, not a curated record